Molecule: messenger RNA, 750 nt
Organism: Dracunculus medinensis (Guinea worm)
Lineage: Eukaryota; Metazoa; Nematoda; Chromadorea; Rhabditida; Dracunculidae
Source: the annotation of a GenBank genome assembly
AUGAUGCGAACAGCCAAUAUCUACGAAAUAUUUUUAAUCUUUUUUGGUGAUAUUGUGGCUACUAUCACUAAUAUAAUUGUAGAGCAACCGCUCAUCAGUUGUUCAGCUGAUGCAAUCUACGCGAAAUGGAAGACUAAAACAACUUUUAAUGGUAAUGUAACAGUUCAAUUUGUGCCAAAUCCAAAUUGUUAUCAAACAUUGAUAACGAAUAAUCAAAUCGAGUUACUCAUACCUCAUCACGAUUGUCGACUUAAUCGAAUGCGGUUCAUCAGUCGAGCUGCUUUAAUGUUUGAAUCGUCCGUGUUAAUAACUUCUAAUGAAAAAGAGAUUCACAAAAUCCGAAUCCGACUAAUUGCAGUACCGCAUUGUAAGUAUAAAGUGCAAGGUCACGAAAGCAAAAAUAUCGCAAACACUGAUCAAUUAUUAAAACAUGUGUGGACAUGUGGAAUUAAAGCUAUUGACAAUUUGUGCUUUAUCGUAAGAAAUUGCUUCAUGAUAGUUAACGAUUCUCGACAACAGUUGAUCGAUGAGCAUGGAUGUUUGAUGAUAAAUGAUACAAUCCAGGCUGAACUUGAUUAUAAUGAAAAAUUGAAAGUUACAUGGAAAACUAAAGUAAAUAAAAUACGACUACAAAAAUCAAGUAUAUAUUUUCGAUGUCAAAUAGUAUUAGUGAUUGACGAAAAAGAUUGUUCACGACCGAAUUGCAGUGCCAAGCCAAGGUCAGUUACCCGUCCAUUUCUUUUCCCCUAA